Molecule: messenger RNA, 2920 nt
Organism: Brassica napus (rape)
Lineage: Eukaryota; Viridiplantae; Streptophyta; Magnoliopsida; Brassicales; Brassicaceae
Exons: 3
Coding region: 1312-1767 (151 amino acids)
Biological process (GO): ubiquitin-dependent protein catabolic process
Source: RefSeq, a predicted model, not a curated record
AUAUAUUUUAAUAAAUAAAAUUAAAUCCGAAAGUAAUAAUAAUAGUAUAAUUAUUUAUAUUUAAGAUAAAUCUAUGUUUGAGAUGAAUGUGUUAUUUAUUAUUUAAAAUUUUAAAAUAACAAUUUUUUUCUUAUAAUUAGUUUUAAAAAUAACAAUGAUGUUAUGAAAGAAACAAGUUAUGAUGUGUUGGUAUCUUUAUUAAGAAGUUUAUCUGUAUAAGCUUUAAUUUUUUUUAGACAAACAAAGUUGCACAACAACCCUAAUACCCCAUAUACAAAAGUAAUCACGUCAUUUCCUACAUAUAUAUAUAUAUAUCUUUUGUAAAUUUAUUCCUCUGAUAUUUUUUUUUUAAAACGUUUCUCUGAAUUUUAAACAGAAAGAUAUGCUUUGUGCAAGAAGAGAAAAUGAGAAUUUAAGAAAUUGAGUUACACUUAAUAGAUGAAAAAAUAAAAAAAAACUUAUGAAUGAAAAGAAGAAUAAACUAUGAAACAAAUAGACAAUGCUUUGUUACAGAGAAGAUACUAACCCACGAGAAGCUGGUUUUCUUUUGUUUUCAAUAAAACUGUAAGAUAUGCGGUGGUGUGUAGAUAUAUUAUUAAGAUUUUGAUUUAUCUUAUUUUUUUGAAAUUAUUAAGUUUGAUUAAUAUUCAAAUUGGACAAUUUAGUCAAUUUACAUAUACAAAAGUGUAGUUUUCAAAAAUUAUAAAAAAUGGUGUAGUUUUCAAAUUAAAAUCUCAUAUAAAUGUAUUUUUCCAAAUUUUUCCUAAAUAAAAUAAAUAAUAAGCAAAUAUUAUUAAAAUAUAUUUUAGUAUUAGCAUUUGAUAUAAAACAGUAAGAUUAGUUAAAUAAUUAAUUUUUGAAAAAUAAUAUAGUUCCGCGCGUAGCGCGAAUUAUUCCCUAGUUUAUAUAUAUAAAACACGGUUUGUUUCACUCCUAGGCUGUCCACGUCAUUUUCCAUGUCAGUAAAUCGGGCGACGUCGUGACGACACGUGUUCCAGAUUCCAAACGCGUCGUAUCAUUUAAAUGAGUGGGCAAUUGAUAUGGGUUUUGUGAUGUGUUUUGGGUCAGCCCAAUAGAAGUUAACCCUAAUUCUCUCUUUACCCUGCUUCUAAUCCCUCAUCCCCCUCUCUCUGUUUGGUCGCGUCGUCUGAUCUUCUUCUUCAUCUACUAGAUUCGAUCGGUGUCAUUAAAUUUCUUGGUAACUCCAUCUUCUUUCACUCCUUCCAAGAUUCUUCAUUCGAUGUACCCAUCUUACUUUCAGUCGGUGAAUAUACAUAUAUAAAUAGAGCACAGUGGCAAACUCCUCUCGCUAUGAGCUCUGUCUAUGCGAGGAAGCCUAAGACUUCCUGGAGGAAAGACAAUCGUUGGAAACGAAUGCAUCACAGUAGGAGGAGGAAAGCGCCGGUGGCGACGGCGAAAUGGAAGAGGAGGAUGAAGGCCGUGAAGGAUGAAGAUAAAGCCAUUGAUGAUGGUGGAGAGGAUAGAGAGAAGAGAUCAUUAAUGGAUAGUGGGACGAAGCUAACGCCAGUGACAAGGAUAUCUAUGGAAACACCGAGGACGCUGAGCUCAAGAAUUGGGACACCGAGUUCGUCCAAGUUAAUCAGCCUAUGCUUUUCGAUCUCAUCUUGGACUGUGGCGUAUAUGAUCAUAGACAAGAUUCCAGAAGAUAUGUGCACUAACAUCAAGAAUGACUACACACCUGAGGAAGAAACUGAGGUUCGCAAGGAGCAUGGGCCUUCGAGUGACUUUUGGUCCCUGGUGGUUUAGGAUAGUCUUCUAUUAGAUGUCUUCUUUCUCUCCUCUUUUGGUUUGAAGUUUGUCAUUCUUUUGGUUUGAAAGGUGAGAGGUCACUGUGAAUAAUACAUGCAAGAAUGUUUUGUUUUGUUACAUGCAAUCAAUCAUCGCCUCUGCGUCUGUUCUAGAAUGUAGUUUGUAUCAGAUCUCUUACAGUAAAAAGUUUUUGUCUGGUUGCAGAUGCUCAAAACAGUGGGAGAAGAUGAACUCAAGGCUUCUUCUCGGUUACUAUCUUUCUUUGUGGAUCACCUUAAUAAUAUGUUUGUAGUGUUGGACACAAAUAAUUUGAUUCUCUGUUGCAAAGGUUACAUUGUUCAUCUAACUUGAUAUUGAAAAAAGUUCUCUGUUAUUUGUUCAAAACAACCCCAUAUACAACUUCAAUAAAUUAAGACUGAUUGAUUGAUCCCUGAUUAGUACUAAGAUCUGCAACUGUUAUGUUUGGUCAAGUGUAUGAAAUCCAGUUCUAAUUGGUUUCCACUGUCGACUAAUUAGAGAAAAGUCACUGAAAAAUAUCUAAAACAUGAGGAUUAAACAUGUUAUGUGAUCUCUUUGAUUCAGAAAGGCAUUAUGGAUCGUGAAAGCUUUCAUUCAUUAACUUAUAAAAAUAUCAUCUAAACCUAACCACUGUAAUUAAGAGUUUGUCUCAAAUAAUUUAAAGCAUUCAAUUUUAUUUUUUAGUUUGUGAAUUUCAGAUAUAUCAAAUCAUUAUGCUCUGAACAAUCAUAUUGAAUCCAAAUUUAUGUUCGUUAUAUUUUUCUAUAUACAAAAGCAAGACAAAAUUAUAUAUGUCUUCUUGAAACUAUUAAAUUUCUGACAAAAAACACUGGCUGAAACAUAUUUUUCUGUUAAAUAAAACAUAUGACUGAAACACACAAAUUGAACUCUCCUACGAAAAUGACAGUGAGCUUUUGUUCAUUAUUUUCGAUAGUUUGGUUUGGAACCGUGUAUUAUUAGAUACACCAUGCAAACUUAUCUUAUGUAUCAUUAGUAAAAACAAAAAUAUUACUCAAGUUCCAAAGGUGCAACACUAGACACAAAAUUAAUAAAAGGCAAAGAUAUUUGAAAAUACUCCCAGCACAAAAGAAGGAUAAACACAAAGCUAUCCGACACUAAAAUUGAGUUACAA